CCCCCACUAACUCUACCUCUUCUUACAUUCCACAAAUACAUUUACCGUUCGCUCAGCGCGACGCCCGUUAUAUCCAUCCGACUUGAUCCGGCUGACUGAAACUGUAUGCCCUGUUUGGUUAAAGAUGGCAUCGUUGGGAACAUGUGCGACGUCGGACUGCGGCAAAGAGGCCAAACUGCAGUGCCCAACGUGCAUGAAACUGGGCAUUCAGGGCUCGUUCUUCUGUUCGCAGGAAUGCUUCAAGGCAAACUGGCGCACUCACAAAGUCAUUCAUUCAUUAGCUAAGGGUGAAGGCAUUGAUGGGGGCAAAAAGGAAGACGGUGGUUUCAAUCCAUGGCCAUCAUUUACAUAUACUGGAAAGCUUAGACCUUAUCCAAUGUCUGACAAGCGAACAGUGCCUUCAGGCAUCAUGAGGCCUGAUUAUGCUGACCAUCCAAGUGGUUAUCCUUUAUCUGAACAGGCUGUGAAAGGUUCUAGUCAAAUUAAGGUGCUUGAUGAUGAAGAAAUUGAAGGAAUGAAAGUUGCUUGUAAAUUAGGCAGAGAAGUACUGGAUGUUGCUGCAAGUGUGUGUGAUGUGGGUGUUACAACAGAUGAAAUUGACAGAGCUGUACAUGAAGCUUGUAUUGAAAAGGAGUGUUAUCCAUCUCCUUUAAAUUAUUACGAAUUUCCGAAAUCAUGUUGUACAUCUGUCAAUGAAGUGAUUUGUCAUGGAAUACCAGAUAUGAGACCAUUGCAAGAUGGAGAUCUAUGCAAUGUGGAUAUUACUGUGUAUCACCGUGGUUUUCACGGAGAUCUGAAUGAGACAUUCUUUGUCGGUAACGUCGAACAAAAACACAAAGAUCUCGUGCGUGUCACUCAUGAGUGUCUGAUGAAAGCGAUUGAUAUUGUAAAACCCGGCGAGAAAUAUCGCGAGAUUGGUAAUGUCAUCCAGAAACACGCACAGGCUCACGGUUAUUCAGUUGUGAGGAGUUAUUGUGGGCAUGGAAUUCACAGACUUUUUCACACAGCGCCGAAUGUUCCACAUUAUGCUAAAAAUCGCGCGAUUGGUGUAAUGAAAGCUGGUCAUUCAUUUACAAUUGAGCCGAUGAUAUCAAUGGGCACGUGGAAGGAUGAAUCUUGGCCGGAUAAAUGGACGGCGGUUACUGCUGACGGUCAAUGGUCAGCGCAGUUUGAACAAACGCUUCUCGUCACCGACCAUGGAUGUGAGAUUCUGACAAAGCGUCGUAACGCAACGGGACUACCUCAUUUUAUGGAUAAGCUUUAAAUUUUGAAGGGCCAUGAAAUAAAGUGAAAUCUUUGUUGAAGAGGUGGAUUUGUUAUGUGUGUAGCUAGGAUCUAGGAUAUUUGUAGUAGGUUUGGUAUACAUCUUGGAUUAUUCUGAAUCAUUUACUACUUUUACCAACCAUUUUUGUAUGCGGAAUAAAAGGCUAAAGAAUUUUCAACAAAA
Dalotia coriaria is the source of this 1447-nucleotide messenger RNA. RefSeq names its product methionine aminopeptidase 1. The record is from RefSeq and is a predicted model, not a curated record. Gene Ontology annotation, cellular component: cytosol. Gene Ontology annotation, molecular function: metalloaminopeptidase activity. Gene Ontology annotation, biological process: proteolysis. The transcript is spliced from 5 exons. Bases 125 to 1264 code for a protein of 379 amino acids. NCBI's taxonomy places the organism in Eukaryota, Metazoa, Arthropoda, Insecta, Coleoptera, Staphylinidae.